UCACCGGAAGUGAGGCCGCGGAAGUAGUAAAACCCGCUCCAUGGGAGGCGGGCGCGCCCUGGAGGUGGCUGGUUGCUGGGAUGGCAGAUGAAGAAGAAGACCCCACGUUUGAGGAAGAAAGUGAAGAAAUUGGAGGAGGUGCAGAAGGUGGACAGGGUAAAAGAAAGAGACUUUUUUCUAAAGAAUUACGGUGUAUGAUGUAUGGGUUUGGGGAUGACCAGAAUCCUUAUACUGAGUCAGUAGAUAUUCUUGAAGACCUUGUCAUAGAGUUCAUCACUGAAAUGACUCACAAGGCAAUGUCAAUUGGAAGACAAGGUCGGGUACAAGUUGAAGAUAUCGUCUUCUUGAUUCGAAAGGACCCAAGAAAGUUUGCUAGGGUUAAAGACUUGCUUACUAUGAACGAAGAAUUGAAACGAGCUAGAAAAGCAUUUGAUGAAGCAAACUAUGGAUCUUGACACCUUUGGUACUUUCUGAAGCUUCAUUAUUUUCUGGGGAAACCAUAUUUAAUAACUAUAUUUUCCACAGUAAGGUUCUGAUAUCUAGCCAUGUGAAUGAAAGAUAGAGAACCACAACGUUUUCAGUCUUUAUUCAUGUCUUCAAUUUUAGAGUGAUAUUUGAGCCUUUAAUUGCCUGCCGUUAUAUUACUAUACUUUGAAUUACUUACUGGAUUUUAAUGACCACAUGUAAGUCAAAGUACCUUGCAAACCAUUCAGUUCCUUCUGAUUUUGUGCCAUUGUAGGCUGUACUGUGGCUGUUUAAUAUGUGAAAUCUCAAUGGUACCUUUGAUAGCUAAGACAUGUGUUUGAUGUUUCUAAAGUUUUUAGAUUACAGUAGUCUAAGUUAUUAAAAGAUAGUGAACUGGUUUGUGUUUCUUUUAAGGAGAAAAUGAUAGAAAAUACAGCCUUUUUAAGAGUGUUUGUCUUAAGAUAAUUUGUUUUAAUACUCUUUUCUUUAGAUAACAAGUGAUUUUUUUGAUUUUAAUUUUUUAUUUUUUGAGAAACUAAAAGUUUCCUAUGAAUUCUUCUGUGUUGGAAGACCUAUUUGAUUUAAAAUCUUUUGGGCUGGGCUCCCCUGCUGGCAUAGUGGUUGAGAGUCCGCCUGCCGAUGCGGGGGACACGGGUUUGUGUCCCGGUCCGGGAGGAUCCUGCGUGCCACGGAGCAGCUGGGCCCGUGAGCUGUGGCUGCUGGGCCUGCCCGUCCGGAGCCUGUGCUCCGCCACGGGAGAGGCCACAGCAGUGAGAGGCUCGCAUACCGCAAAAAAAAAAACUUUGGGUCUUAUACUGUUUGUCAGGUUUUAAGAGAACUCAUUUCCCCAGGUCAAAUUAAAGCUUCUAAAUAUAAGUGUUUUCAGUAGCAGGAAUGGCAUUGCUGAAAAAGCUGAUGGUAGGAUAAGCAUUUGGGGUCGUGUUUUUUUGUUUUUUGUUUUUUUUGCGGUAUGCGGACCUUUCACUGUUGUGGCCUCUCCAGUUGCAGAGCACAGUCAUCCAGACGCGCAGGCUCAGCGGCCAUGGCUCACGGGCCCAGCCGCUCCGCGGCAUGUGGGAUCUUCCCGGACCGGGGCACGAACCCGCGUCCCCUGCGUCGGCAGGCAGACUCCCAACCACUGCGCCACCAGGGAAGCCCAGGGGUCGUGUUUUAUUAACAUAUUUGUUAGUACUUGUUCAUUGUGGAAAUGUGUACUUGACUAAGACCACGUGUGGCUAUGGAAACCACUUUUGUAGUUCAGCAUAUACAGGUUUUGUGUGUAUUUAGCUUAUUGUAUUAUUCUUGCACUUAGCUUAAAGUAAGGAUUUAAAAUUGCAUUUAAGGGGAUCAUUGGAUAUUACUGUUUGUGAAACUGAAUGUUUUGUGUGCUGCUUAUAAACAUUAUGAAUCAGUACUUAGGAAAAUUUUACUUUCUUAACCUAUCAAUAUAAGGAAUAAACUAUGAAAAAUUAAAAAGAUUAAUACUUGAAUUUGAUUAUGUGAUUUAUCAGCUUUUCUCCCCAAUGUAAUUCUAGCUGCUUAAUGUCACUAAAAAUUUUUUU
Molecule: messenger RNA, 2027 nt
Organism: Lagenorhynchus albirostris (white-beaked dolphin)
Lineage: Eukaryota; Metazoa; Chordata; Mammalia; Artiodactyla; Delphinidae
Gene: TAF13
Product: TATA-box binding protein associated factor 13
Exons: 4
Coding region: 81-455 (124 amino acids)
Biological process (GO): transcription by RNA polymerase II
Cellular component (GO): transcription factor TFIID complex
Molecular function (GO): protein heterodimerization activity
Source: RefSeq, a predicted model, not a curated record